Messenger RNA from Labrus mixtus (cuckoo wrasse), 7231 nucleotides. It is a transcript of the gene plekhf2, whose product is annotated as pleckstrin homology domain containing, family F (with FYVE domain) member 2. The transcript is spliced from 2 exons. Gene Ontology annotation, molecular function: metal ion binding; phosphatidylinositol binding. The record is from RefSeq and is a predicted model, not a curated record. NCBI's taxonomy places the organism in Eukaryota, Metazoa, Chordata, Actinopteri, Labriformes, Labridae. The coding region runs from base 691 to 1494 and encodes 267 amino acids.
CUGUGUAAGCACUAAAUGUCAUGUUUCAAACAUUGCACCUUAAAAGCCAAGUCAGAUUGUUUUUCAGAUGCACAUGACCCAAACAGUGCAGGAACACAAGAUGUAAAAACAGAUUAAGAAUGCUCAGAUGUAAACCUGAAUGAAUGAUACCAGGACUCUCGGGAUAGAAACGUGUGGUCUUUACCCAAUCAUUGAACAAUUUAAAAGGAGGAAAAUGUGGUUUCUAAAGUGCCAUGUGCACCACAGCUGGUCUUUAAAGGAUUCUCACUUUGUAGUCCAGUGAAGCAGAAAAGUUAAAGGCUUGCACUUUUGUUCUUUCUGGGUGGUUUAUAACCAUCAGCUUAGUCACAUGUAAGUAAAGAGCAAACCUAAAGUUACCCGCUACCAAGAGAGGAAACUGUCACCUUCCAUUUCCAGUCUCCGACCCAGAGCGGCGGGUAAAAUUAGCGAGCAGUUUAUCAGGUGUUUUAAGCUGCUGGAGGAGACAAAGACUUUCCGAACCCGUCUUUCCCUUCCGUCAUGUCUCAGCGUGGUUAAACUCGUUCUGCCAGCGCCGAGGAGGGCGUGGCUCGGAGACAUUACUUACAGGUAUUCCUUCCACCUCACCUGCUUUCACUCUGCAUGCACAGGAUUUCUGGUGUGUAAUCCAACGCCCGGCACAUAAUCCAGCACGUCUCUGUGUAUAAAUGGAUGCAGAUUAGCAUAAGAAGAGCGGGUCACUUCCUCUGUGCUACAACAACAGGUGAGGUGAAGAUGGUCGACCGGCUUGCCAACAGCGAGGCCAACUCCAAGCGGAUCGCGGUGGUGGAGGGUUGCUUCGGCGCGGCCGGGCAGCCGUUGGCGAUCCCGGGCCGCGUGCUGAUCGGCGAGGGCGUCCUCACCAAACUGUGCCGGAAGAAGCCCAAGGCGCGACAGUUCUUCCUCUUCAACGACAUCCUCGUGUACGGGAACAUCGUCAUCCAGAAGAAGAAGUACAACAAGCAGCACAUCAUCCCGCUGGAGAGCGUCACCAUCGACACGGUGCCCGACGAGGGCGACCUGCACAACGGCUGGCUCAUCAAGACGCCCACCAAGUCCUUCGCCGUGUACGCCGCCACCGCCACGGAGAAGUCCGAGUGGAUGAACCACAUCGGGAAGUGUGUCGGCGACCUGCUGCAGAAAAGCGGCAAGUCCCCGACGGGCGAGCACGCCGCCGUCUGGGUGCCCGACUCCGAGGCGACGGUGUGCAUGCGCUGCCAGAAGGUGAAGUUCACGCCGGUCAGCCGCCGCCAUCACUGCAGGAAGUGCGGCUACGUGGUGUGCGGGCCGUGCUCGGAUAAGAAGUACCUCCUGCCCAGCCAGUCGUCCAAACCGGUCCGAGUCUGCGAGUUCUGCUUCGUGCAGCUGACGUCGGGAGGCCUCUCCAUCCGCUCGGACUCCAUCAGCCGGCCGGGGUCAAAGUUCAACAGCAGCAACAUGUCGGACGACGACGACGAAGACGACAGCAGCGACUGAGAGACGAAAACGCUCCUCCUGACGUCAUCGUCCACACGUCCAGGAGGAACUACUUUCUCUCCUCUCAGAUGGUCGGUCGUUCUCCGCCUCUUGAGGAUUAAUUCUCUCCGGAGGUCAAACCAAAAUGUUUUAUUGUUUUUUUUUUUGUUUUUUUUCCAGCUGGGAUUAACCUCUUCCUGAUUAAACAAUCACAUGUGGAAUAUACUGGAUGACCUGCAGGACUCCAGGAAAUAGUCCGCCCCGCCCCCCGUCUCUGUUGACUGUUAAUCAGGCUGCAGCUCGUCACUACAGAACACAGCGGUGCUAACGAGAAGCAUCACGACCCCCUCCACCUUUCUCUUCCUUUUUAAUGACCUUUGACCUUUUAAUGACCGUGAACUACACGUGAUGACUGCUCGUCAUUUCUGCAGGGAGAUAGCACAUGUUUGGUGCUCUAACCUUUAUCUCCCUCUGUCCCUCAGGUUUGACACCAGAAGAGGCUUAUUUUGUAACACACGUUUUGGUAUUUUAUCGGCCUGUUUUGUAAAUCUGUCUCCAGCUUCACGUCGAGCUUAAAAACCCUUUUUUAUAAAUAACAGAAUGUAGACGUUACGCUAAACCCAGAGCUCUUCUAGCUAACCCUAAUAAUAUAGAUGCUUCUGACAAAUCAGCUGGUCUCUUUGAGUGUUUUGCACCUGAAGACUAACUCUACCUUCGGCCUGUAAUGUCACAUAGUGCCUUUUAGAAAUGCAGCGUUUGGAAAGUGGAGGUUGUUUUUUCUAAGUAACCCAGCGUGCAAAAAAAACCAGAAACUUCCUGACCGGUAGAGCCUGAAACACGUGUGUGUGCGUGCGUGCGUGCGUGCACGUGCGCGUGUGUGUGUGCUGCAAACUGAAAGGAUUAACGAGCAAGAGUUCAGUACAGACUCUCCCUGGAAAGUUUGUUAGCAAGAAGUUUGAAUCAGCCAGAUAAUGAUUUAGGAGUGAUUAAAAAGCACACGUGAAGAAAGUCAAAGGUCUUUUCUUCCACUGCGGGAACUUCACAACCUGGUUCUAGUUCCUGCUUUCAGUCAGUUUGGGACACCAGGUGAUGAACUGGUUGAAUGAGGUGAAGAAGAAACUGGAGGCUGCAGGAAGCUGAGCUGGAGAGAAGUUCAGUUUUUCCCUCCUAGAUUUUGAUUCUGACACCUAGAAUUUAGUAUUCACCAAUUCAGGGUCCACUAGAUAAACAGAUAAACAGACAAAUGAGAUACGCUGAUAUGAGCAGCUGGUGGCUUUCAUCCUGAGUCUGCAGAAAAGUAAAAAAAAAAAAAAAAACCUGAUUUAGUAACCGUGCUGCUUUACUCUGGGAGGGGGGUUCAUAGAGCUCUAGGUGUGCACAGCUGACAGAUAGAAAUUAACGAGUUGCAAAGUUGAUAUCAUCAAAGCAGGGGGCAACAUUUUCACAAUAUGACAAGCAGGGUUGUCAAGGUUACCAGUUUUUAAAACUUAUAUGAUUCUCAAAACCAUGGCAACAAUAACAAGUCUUACAGCGUGUCCUAACAGCACGCGGCGCGAGCGUCAGCGACAAAACCAGCCUGAAUCUAUUGUUUCCUGUUGGAGUGUCCGCCGGUGAAGCAGCGCCGUUUCCCCCCCCCCCCCCCCCCCCGACGCCUUGUUUCUAUUUCCCUCUCUGUCGCUCGCGUAGACAUGGACGGGGAACGAGGAAGGAGGAAGGAGGAGGCGGCGGCUCUACACUCGCUCUGAUACUCACUUUCUCACUCCACAGAGCUGGUUAGCUUGUUGUACAAGGGGGAGAUAACGGUGCAUUAAUAAUAUCCACAUCCAUGAUUUAAAUGUUGACCUUUGACUCAACCUCGACCUUUGACCUUUGAUCGUCAAUCGACGAUCCUCUGAGUGUUGUGAUUUGAGUCAACAGCUCAUCAAUACAAAAGCACCAGAUGUCAUAAUGUUUGCGAGGGGGAAACUAAAAAUUCACAGAUCAAAGUAUUUAAAUAUUUAACGGAUGCAGUGUGGACAAGCACGAGCGAUCAUUCUCGAUGCGACGACGUGUAGCGCUGGCGUGCUGUCAGGACACGGUGUGAGGAACAACACUGACUGAUGUUUUGUUUUGAAUCACUGAAACCUGCAGACAAACGCCUGCACUCUGAACCCAAACGUUACCAACAGGAACAUGUUUGUGCAGUUCGGACGGUUUCACCUCCUCGUCUGUCUCUCUGUUUGUAAAACACAAACUGCUGCUGCUCUGACUAUUAAAAUACAUUUGAUAUCACGUUGUGCCGAAAAGUUUAGAAGAUUUUUAAAAAACCUCAAAAAUGUGGCUAAACUGGUAACUUAUUCCUCAAACUGUGCACCCAGUCUGAGAGAGUUUACAAAGACGAAGUCAAAGGAGGAAGUAAAACACAAACUGUGGAUCCCCUGCAGAAAAGAUGGCGGCUGCAGGCUCGGUUUAGUGGGAAAAGGUCUGAAGACGCAGAUUUAUUUUAGAUAUUUAAAAAAGGUGUAGAUUAUUUUAAAAGAAAGAUGCUCAAAAUAUGAUUUUUAAUUUAUGAUUUACUUUUGAUCAGAAACUGGAUGUAAAAAUAGAGAGUCUGUGUCAGGUCUUGCAUCAGUCUGUGAUCUCUCUCCUCGCUCAGUCACAGAGGACGAUUCUGAUUCCUGGAAGAGAAAGUCAGGAAGUUAGUGCGUCGUCUUCCUGUCAGCGACUCUGAGGGUAACAGAACAAACGUCCCCCUCUGACUUCACCCCCCUUGGUGGGACUUUCUCUGCCAUCACAAGCUCUCAAGCCGUCCCCUCACUCUCUCUCUCUCUCUCUCUCUCCCUUCCUGUUUGUUUCUCUCUCGUGUUUCCACCUCUCCUCUCACUGCUCAGAUCUCGUGACAGGUGUGUGACUCAGAUCAUGUGAUCAGUUUCCGUAUCAGGAAGUGAAAAGGCCGCUCUGGAUUAUGGUGAACUACCUGCUGCUGAGCACAAAGGUCACGGUCACAAAUGUUGCUGUGGUCAGUUUCUCUUCCCCGCUGACUCCUCUGAAGAGUUUCAUUCCUGUUGUAGACGCCUCACAUACUUUAUAUUCCUGAUGUUAAAAUCAGUCCUCCCUUACUUCCUUAAAUCAGAGACGAUUCUUCUCCCAUACUGCUUAGAAACUGAGUCCUGGUCUUCAUCAUGUUCUGCCUGAUGGGGUCCAGCUUCGUCUCAACAAAGGGCUUUAAACACAAGCAGUUUCUUUGCACACCAUGUUGUGUGUUCAAAGGACUCAAACUGUCAUAAAUACAUGUUCAAUCUCAAACCUCUUUGUGUUGAAUCACAGCCGUAAACGACCCCCCCGCCCGUUCUGCUUCAGAGUGCGUCAGGGCUGCAGAAUCAAUUUAAGUAUUGUUUAUGUUGCAACACAGAGUGCAAUAUGCAAAUAUCAGAAGCUGCGAUCUUUAUGAUGGAGGUCAAACGUAGUGAGCGGCAGACACUGACUAAUUCAGAACUUUUCAGGGUUAAAUUCUCUCAUUUUUGACGUUUAAAAUGCUCCUGAACGCCACCGAUGACUUCUCUCUCUCUCUCUCUCUCUCUGCUUGAAGCAUCGCACCGUUUGUGUUUGUUAUCAUCAUAUCAGACUGCAGCAAAAAUUCAUCUUUUUUUCUGUGGGCGGGGGCCGCUGUUUAGAAGAAGACAUAAUUUAGUUAAGGGGGUAAUAAUUAUGGUAUCAGAUCAGAGCGUUGAACGUAGAGAUGGAGGACAGAUCUGCCUCCCUCAUCACAUGUUUUUAUGACUGAUGAGUUCAGAAUGUUUGCUGCUCGUCCUGUCACACACACACACACACACACACACACACACACACACACACACACACACACACUUCUUCUACUCGAUAUAUAAACACUGCUACCAGCCGAGCUCCCUCGAGAUGUUGGCAUGAAUGUGUGGAGAGGAAACUGGGGGCCCGAAAACCUGAAUUCUGAUAUGUUAUCAAACUCGCUGGAUAAAUCCUUUUUGACUCUUACUUUACCUUUUAUUUUUUAAUCUUUGUCUCCAGUUUUCCUCUGGCCACAACGUAGGGUUUCAAUAGUUUCAGGUGCAGGAGCGUGAUGUGUGUAUGAAACUCUUCAGAGGUGCACAUUGAUAUGAAAGUGAUGGUUAAUAAACGUCUUCACACCUGAAACACCUGAAGUCGACUCUACCUGAGAUCAAACCGUCGCAGCUGCAUCCAAAAGCCCCACCAGAUGUGUAUCUACAUUUUAACUUUCAGAACUCUAAGCAUUACUUUUAGUUCUCAGUUUGUUUUUUUUGGUGUGUUUUAAGACGAGGUCACUGCGGUCACUGCGGUUACCGUGGUUACGUACACUCAGCAGCAGAGCCGGGAGCAGAAAAGGGAUUCUCUUCUUUUUUAUUUCUUUUACGUUUUACAGAUUUAAUUUGCUGUUAGUGUGUUUCGUUGCUACGGUUACAGCAACUGAAGUGAUUGGAGAAUUGAACAUGAUGAUCACUAACCAACUGUCCUUUAUACUCGCCGAGGCCGCCCCCCCCGACCUGCCGAUGAUGGAGGAGGCGGACACAGAAGCACACGGCGUCGGGGGGGCCUCAGGUGUGCUGUGGAUUGCACUUAAAGCUGGCACGUUGACUCUGAUGCAGGUCUGAGUUCUGACGUCAUCCUGUCAGAUCCACGGUGACCACGUCGGACGAUUUAAAAAAUGAUGAUUCAGCGUGUUUUAAUCCUGUUGAUUUUUGUACAUUUGUACAGAUGCGUGUUUGGGUUUUUUGUUUUUGUUGUACAGUUCUGAAAUGACGAUGUUUUCCCUGUGCUCGGCCGUCCUCCUCUUCCUCCUCCUUCUCUUCCUCCUCCUCCUCCUCUUCCUCUUCCUCCUCCUCCUCCUCUUCCUCUUCCUCCUCCUCUUCCUCCUCCUCUUCCUCCCCUUCCUCCUCCUCGUCCUCUUCCUCCUCUUCCUCCUCCUCCUCGUCCUCCCCUUCCUCUCCUCCUCCUCUUCCUCCUCGUCCUCUUCCUCCCUUUCCUCUCCUCCACCUCCUCCUCUUCCUCCCCUUCCUCUCCUCCUCCUCUUCCUCCUCCUCCUCUUCCUCCUCCUCGUCCUCUUCCUCCUCUCCCUCCCCUUCCUCUUCCUUCAUUAGCUUUACCGGCCGCCAUGAUGGUUUGAACUUUCUUGUUAGUCUCUGUCUGGGUUAAUCGAUCAAUCAAAUGUGUAUUUGUGUAGCGCAACAUUCAUAACAAGUUGUUAUCUCGAGAGCCUUUACAAAAAGAGCAGAUAAAAGACGUUACUCAUUGCUAUAUUACAGAGACCCAGUGUUAAUCCAUCAUGUGCACUUUAGCAAAAGUUACAGUGGUGAGAAAAAACGUCCUUUUAGCGAUCUUCUGAAACUGCGCCGGGUUUGAAAAAUGGGAUACGGGGAGAUGGGAUAAGAUGCAGGAAGAGGCAUAGGGAACAAGGGGGCGUAUCAGCUGUCCUCUCCAAUAAAGAAAAACUUAAAGAAGCUGCAGAUCCUGAGAUCUGAGGAGAGGAGACGUCCUGAGCGACUGAAAAUAUGAUCGAGUGGUUUUUUUUGUUUCAUGCAGGUUUAAUUUCCUCUCUGUUGCUUCAUGGUGUCGUUUUCUUUUCUUAGUUCUUUUAUUUUUGUUGUUUUAAUUCUUUCUAAAAGCUUCUAAAAAAAAAAAAAAAAGAAGGGCUAAAUCAAUCAGAAUGUAACCCAGCAUAUCCUGUGUUCAUUACUAAACCUCAGAAACCUUUACGUGUACGUUGUCUAUAAAUAACUUAAAGAUG